AUGGUCGAACGCCUCCACCGAACGCUAAAAGCCGCACUCAAGUGCACUCCUCAGCCUUGGGUAGACGCUUUGCCCUCAGUCUUACUUGGCCUCAGGACAAUUUUUAAGGACGACCUCAAAGCUUCACCAGCAGAAAUGGUAUACGGCACCACACUCCGUAUCCCAGGAGAAUUCUUCACGUCGUCAACGCCUGUAGCCGACAAAUCGACCUUCGUCAGAAGCCUCCGUCACCUGUUCAAAGCUCUUCAAUCAGUGCCAGCCUCCCGUCAUACCACGCAACGACCUUUCGUUUUCAAGGAUCUGUCAACAUGCACACAUGUUUUCAAGCGGAUAGACAGCAUCAAAAAACCGCUGGAACCUCCUUAUACGGGACCACACCGAGUGCUCAACAGGAACGACCCAAGGACUUUCACAAUCGAAGUUGAAGGAGAAGCCAAAGUUGUUUCAACCGAUCAACUAAAACCAGCACACCUGGAGGAAUCGGAGAGGGUCCAGGAAUUUUCCCAGCAACUAUCUUCCAGGGCACCUCCAACCAAAUCCGAUUCAGCAACUCCUCUUCGAGCUCAACCAACGCCUCCACCGGUAAGCCGAGCUCGCCACGUCACGUUCGCAGAUUCCCCCAAGCUGCUCACUGGCGGGGGAGUGGAUGUGGCGUCCCAGCCUUGCGCACAAGCAGCGCCGAGCCUCGCGCCCCCCUCGAGCCUACCAAUCCACGAGCUGCCACAGCUGUUGCGGGACGACAAGGAGAAGAAGAAGAAGAAGAAGAAGAAGGAGACAGAGUCUCUUGAGUACUGCUGA
This is a messenger RNA of Copidosoma floridanum, 798 nucleotides long. RefSeq lists its product as uncharacterized. NCBI's taxonomy places the organism in Eukaryota, Metazoa, Arthropoda, Insecta, Hymenoptera, Encyrtidae. The record is from RefSeq and is a predicted model, not a curated record.